AUGAAGGAUGGUUUGUUUAGCGAUUCGUUGGUCACAUGGAAAUGGGUGCGUUCUACGCGACCGGAAACCGAAACUUGGGCUUGCAGCAGUGCCGAAGUACUUGUCGAUCCACUGACAACAUACAAAGGCCGGAAAGUUGCGAAAAUUUCAAGAAAUGAACAUGAACAACCGUCGGUAAUUCCGGAAUUCGCCGAUCCAUUGGGUGCCACAGCGGAAGAACGAAAGAAGGCUGGUGCUGUUAUUUUCGAUGACGUACCUUCGUUUCUCACCAAAAAGCGAGAAGAGCCAAAAUUAACGAAUACAUUAGCGAGCAAGGAGACAGGCGAGACUAUUGCGACUACUGAAAAGGAAUUACCAGGUUUUAUUCCGUGGACAGCCAAAAAACAGGAUAUACUUAAAAAAUUUAGCGGUGCUGAAAAAUCCGAAACAUCAUGUUUGCACUGUGUUCGGGAUUUGAAAAUUGCUGAUUUUUCGGUUACUGAACGAGCAGCGCAGAGGUAA
This is a messenger RNA of Gongylonema pulchrum, 501 nucleotides long. NCBI's taxonomy places the organism in Eukaryota, Metazoa, Nematoda, Chromadorea, Rhabditida, Gongylonematidae. The record is from the annotation of a GenBank genome assembly.